AUGCCGUACGUUAUUGUGAACUGCACCUUUAACCCUCCCACUCUCUCCAUCACUGGGGCCCAACUGCGGCAGGAGACCAUUGACAGUCUCGAGAAGUCCAUCCCGCAGUGCACCACCACCAGCAGCAGCAGCAACAGCAUGAACGGCACCACCGCAAAGUUCACACUUUCCGAAAGUCAACCGCAAACGUGGCAUAUGUCUAUUGGCCAGCAGUACUGUGAUCAGCGGGGGCGGUGUGUGGUGUUCGCCGCCGUUGCGCAGGCACUGCAGUUGGAGGGUUGGGCCCUGCGCACCACAGACGCCGUUUCGUGGGAGAAUGAAAAGGACGUCACUCGACUUUUCUUCUGGAGAUCCAAUUAA
Molecule: messenger RNA, 360 nt
Organism: Trypanosoma theileri
Lineage: Eukaryota; Euglenozoa; Kinetoplastea; Trypanosomatida; Trypanosomatidae
Exons: 1
Coding region: 1-360 (119 amino acids)
Source: RefSeq, a predicted model, not a curated record